Messenger RNA from Lolium rigidum, 3680 nucleotides. RefSeq names its product probable phospholipid-transporting ATPase 8. The record is from RefSeq and is a predicted model, not a curated record. Gene Ontology annotation, cellular component: plasma membrane. Bases 1 to 3489 code for a protein of 1162 amino acids. Gene Ontology annotation, molecular function: ATP hydrolysis activity; ATP binding; ATPase-coupled intramembrane lipid carrier activity. The transcript has 11 exons. Gene Ontology annotation, biological process: phospholipid translocation. NCBI's taxonomy places the organism in Eukaryota, Viridiplantae, Streptophyta, Magnoliopsida, Poales, Poaceae.
AUGCGCGCCUCCACCACCGACGCCGACGACCGCCCGCUCGUCGAGCUCGCCGUCGUUGCCCCCACGCCUUCUACCUCCUCUCCCUCCCCCUCUCCCGCCACCGGGCCUGCCGCGUCCGCACCGGGAUUUUCCCGCGCCGUCCGAUGCAACGCCCGCUCCUCCGGCUCCGGCUCCGCCUCGGGAACUGCCGAUGGCGACGGCCUCUCCUCCUACCCGGGGAACGCGAUAUCGACCACCAAGUACACGGCCGCCAGCUUCCUCCCCAAGUCGCUCUUCGAGCAGUUCCGCCGCGUCGCCAACUGCUUCUUCCUCGUCGUCGCCUUCGUCUCCUUCAGCCCGCUCGCGCCAUACCGCGCCGUCUCCGUCCUUCUCCCGCUCGUCGUCGUAGUGUCGGCCGCAAUGGCCAAGGAGGCAGUCGAGGACUGGCGCCGAAAGCAGCAGGACGUAGAAGUGAACAAUAGGAAGGUUGAGGUGUUUGAUGGGGUCCAAUCCUUUCAUGAAACAGAAUGGAAGAAGCUCCAAGUUGGUGACAUAGUUAAAGUAAAAAAAGACGAGUUCUUCCCUGCGGAUCUUCUUCUGCUUUCUUCGUGCCAUGAUAAUGGAAUAUGUUAUGUUGAAACAAUGAAUCUAGAUGGAGAGACAAACUUAAAGCGAAAACAAUCAUUGGACGUGACUGUGGGCUUGAGUGAGGAGCAUUCUUUUCACAGUUUCAAGGCUUUCAUACAAUGUGAGGAUCCAAAUGAGAAAUUAUACUCUUUCCUAGGGACACUGUACUACGGUGAGCAACAAUAUCCUCUAUCUCCACAGCAGAUCUUGCUAAGGGGCUCAAAGCUUCGGAAUACGAACUUCGUAUAUGGCACUGUAAUAUUCACGGGGCAUGAAACUAAGGUAAUGCAGAAUGCUACGGAGCCACCAUCGAAGAGGAGUUCUGUUGAGCGGAGAAUGGACAAAAUAGUUUAUCUUCUGUUUGCAAUUCUCCUCUUUAUUGCGUCUUUUGGGUCAAUUUUCUUUGGGAUUAAGACGAAGGCUGAAUUAAAUCCAGGAAGCUAUGCAUGGUACCUAAGACCAGAUCAAUCCAGUAUAUUCUUUGAUCCAAACAGAGCAUCAUUUGCAGCCUUUUGCCAUUUUCUGACAAGUCUAAUGUUGUAUGUAUGCUUGGUGCCCAUUUCAUUGUACAUAUCAAUAGAAAUGGUUAAAGUCUUACAGAGUACUUUCAUAAACCAAGACCAACAUAUGUAUUGCGAAGAAUCUGAUAAACCAGCAAGGGCUCGUACAUCAAAUUUGAAUGAGGAACUUGGUCAAGUCCAUACUAUACUCUCUGACAAAACAGGAACUUUAACAUGCAAUUCGAUGGAGUUCGUCAAAUGUUCCAUUGCUGGUGUUGCCUAUGGGGACAGCCUUACGGAAGUGGACAUUUCUUACGGAGGAAUAGAGGAAGCAUCUGGCUAUAAUGUUCGUAAGGAUUCAACUAAAUCUAAAAGAUCAGUCAAGGGAUUUAACUUCACUGAUGGUCGUUUGAUGAAUGGAGAAUGGACCAAAGAAAGCCGUCGAGAUGCUAUAGAGAUGUUCUUUCGUGUAUUAGCUGUUUGUCACACUACAAUUCCAGUGACAGAAAAAAAUUCUGUAGAGAUAUCUUAUGAAGCUGAGUCUCCUGAUGAAGGAGCUCUUGUUACAGCUGCAAGAGAAUUUGGCUUUGAAUUUUUUAGUAGGACACAGACAGCCAUAUCGGUGCAUGAGUAUGAUCCUGUCUUAGGUAGAAAAGUGGAUAGAACAUAUAAGGUACUCAAUAUCUUAGAGUUUAGCAGUGCCCGGAAGAGAAUGUCUGUUAUUCUGAGGACAGAAGAGGGUCGGCUAUUUCUGUUCUGCAAAGGAGCUGACAGUGUAAUACUGGAAAGGCUCUCUAAGGAUAAUGAAAAACCUUGUGUGACCCAUACAAAGCGGCACAUCGAAGAAUAUUCAGAAGCAGGACUGCGGACCCUGGCACUUGCAUAUCGUGAACUUGCCGAGGAAGAGUAUGCUGCUUGGAAUAAGGAGUACUCAUCAGCCAAGAAUUCUAUACAUACCGAUCAUGAUGCAGCUGUGGAGAAGGCAUCGGAAGAUAUUGAGAAAGAUUUGGUUCUCUUAGGUGCUACUGCUGUUGAGGACAGACUGCAAAAGGGGGUUCCAGAGUGUAUUCACAAACUUGCACAAGCUGGAAUUAAGAUCUGGAUUUUAACUGGAGACAAAUUGGAAACAGCUGUCAACAUAGGUUAUUCUUGCAACCUACUGAGGAAGGAGAUGGAGACAUUUUUUGUAACACUGGACAACUCAGGGGCAAAUGCUCCUGAGGGAUGCAGCCAGGAAGGCAGCAGAAUGGCUCCGUAUGAACAAAUCGACAGAAAAUUACAAGAUGCUCGAAGGAAAAUUUCACUGAAAGGAACUUCAACUCCGUUUGCUCUCAUCAUUGAUGGCAAUGCUCUAACAUAUGCUCUUACGGGUAGCCUUAAGGACUCAUUUCUGGAUCUAGCUGUUGAUUGUGCAUCUGUUUUAUGUUGUCGCAUGUCUCCUAAACAGAAAGCACUGAUCACCAGGUUGGUUAAAACAAAGACAGAGAAAACUACACUAGCUAUAGGCGAUGGAGCGAAUGAUGUUGGUAUGCUACAGGAGGCUGAUAUUGGUGUUGGAAUAAGUGGUGCUGAAGGAAUGCAGGCUGUGAUGGCAAGUGACUUUGCAAUAGCUCAGUUUCGUUUCCUAGAGCGGUUACUCCUUGUGCAUGGUCACUGGUGUUAUCGCCGUAUUGCAGCUAUGAUAUGCUAUUUUUUCUUCAAGAACAUCACAUUUGGCUUCACACUUUUCUGGUUUGAGGCGCAUGCCAUGUUCUCAGCUCAGCCUGGUUACAAUGAUUGGUUCAUAUCUUUCUACAAUGUUGCCUUCACAUCUCUCCCUGUCAUUGCUCUAGGUGUUUUCAAUAAAGAUGUCUCUUCCAGUGUUUGUCUCGAGGUCCCUUCGUUACAUCAAGAUGGUGUGAAUAAUAUAUUCUUCAGCUGGUCUCGUAUACUCAGCUGGAUGCUAAACGGACUGUGCUGUUCAAUCAUAAUAUUCUUUGGUGCUCUCAAUGCUGUUCUCAUUCAGGCUGUCCGACAGGAUGGUCGUGUUGCUGGGUUUGACAUCCUUGGAGUUACCAUGUACACUUGUGUGGUGUGGACCGUCAAUUGCCAAUUAGCACUCUACAUCAGCUACUUCACCUGGAUACAGCAUUUCGUCAUCUGGGGCAGCAUACUGAUUUGGUACACAUUUCUGAUCAUCUAUGGCUCAUUCCCUGCAGUGAUAUCUACCACAGCCUAUCACGUUUUCUGGGAAGCUUGUGCGUCGAGCCCACUGUACUGGCUAUCAACCCUAGUCAUUGUCGUCACAGCCUUGCUCCCGUUCUUCCUCUACAAGAUUACGUGUUCAUUAUUUUACCCACAGGACCAUGAGCGAGUUCAGAGAACUAACUCAAAAGGCUGGUGAUGGAAGGCUAGUGAAGUAACUUUAUGGAGACAGCGGCUGUCAAUAUAACAUGCAUCGUGGUUCACUUUCUAGAGCAUGAUAUUUUACACAGUAAAUACUUUAUCAAACAAGGGUUGCUACUCCAUGCAUUAGAAUUAGAUUAUGUACAUACCUGGGUUCAUACCUAAAAAGAUAUAGCCAAGUUAUAGUAA